Molecule: messenger RNA, 2178 nt
Organism: Microdochium trichocladiopsis
Lineage: Eukaryota; Fungi; Ascomycota; Sordariomycetes; Xylariales; Microdochiaceae
Exons: 3
Coding region: 1-2178 (725 amino acids)
Biological process (GO): activation of GTPase activity; signal transduction; regulation of fungal-type cell wall organization
Cellular component (GO): cell cortex
Molecular function (GO): GTPase activator activity
Source: RefSeq, a predicted model, not a curated record
AUGGAGUCUCUUGCAAUCACGACGGACUGCAUCACACUAGGAAGCGCCGUUGCCAAGGCGACAUGGCUGCUCAACGCAGUUGUCAGGGAGGUACGAGAAUCGCGCUCGGUGCUCGACAACUUGUCUCGCGAGCUUCACUCUCUCGAGGGUGUGCUGGAUCUGCUGCAAGAGGACGCCGAGUCAUUCCCACAGGAGCUUGCCGCCGAUACGCCCGUGAUACUUGAGCGGUGCCAGAGCGUCGUGGAUGAACUAGAUGCCCAUCUGUCCCUGUUGAACCAGCCAGAGCUCUCGAGCCAGGAACGUCGGCGACGGUGGUUCGAGACGGGCAAAGACGAAUCUAUUGUCCUGCAGAAGAGGAUAGCUGCACAUCGGGCAGUUCUGGGCCUGGCGAUAGACCUGGUGGGAGCCACCGCCAUACGCGAGAUCCGCCUCGAGGCUGAGGCCGGUCGGCCUACCACCAUCCAGAGGCGUGCUAAUGCCGCCGACGCCUUUAGCGACAUUGCGCGCAUCCUCAACGAAAUGGAGGAUGUCUACGCCCAGACCAAAGAGCUCGAGACUGACGGCGCCCCUUCUCCUCUCCACCACUACAUCAUGACCGUCAAGGCUCAUGUCGAGGCCGUCCUGAGCAGCGCCGACCUCGCGGAAGCAGACGAAGGCGCGUUUGUUUCGGGUAAGGAGCUCUUUCCGGCAUACAUAGGAGACGGCCCGGACAGCGCCAUCUCGAUUAAUGAAGAACCUCUUCGCAAGACGCUCCAGGAGGCUCUUGCGAACAAGUCCGCCGACGCAGAAGCUCGCAGCCAUUCGGACGAUGAUCUUGGUCGCCGCAACGGACCCAAGUACGGAACAUAUCUGGACGUGGACGGCGAUGGCGACGAUGGCUCUUCAAUGAUUGAAAGCGUUUCCGUCAACGAAAUCAUAGAGACAAUCACACCUCGUCCACGGGACGACAUGGCGGGCUUUAUUGAGGCACAGGGCAGCCUCAGUACUCCGUCCAGUAGGCCGCCAACACCACCACCGAAAGAUGUGAAGCGUCUCGAAGCAGCGCGGAACAACAUGGUGUCUCCAUUCCUCGAACUCGACCGGCACCCGGAACCAGUCGUCAGCAACUACGGCGUGUUUACGGAGAUCACGUCGAACACCCGCAAGCAGUCGUCCGGUACAGGUGGGAAGCUCGACAGGAUUUUUGGCUCCCAGCGACGCAAACCAAAGCUGCGACUCAACCUGAUGCCCGGCGAUGACUUGCGUUACGUCCCCGGGAGCCAGCUGUCACCAAGGCCUGGCACACAAUCAACGCAAUCAGGCUCUUCCUCGGAGAACAUGUCCGUGGAGUUCCGGCCAUCAACGCCUGUUAUCAAGGCCAGCCUGGUGCGGCGGUCCAGCAAGCGGCUCUCGGUGUCUCUCAAGAAGCUGCCAUUGUGGUCCCCGACUGAUCUUGAGGAGACAGCCGAGGGCACUGAAUUUGCGACCGUCUUUGGGGUUUCACUGCAGAGGAGCAUGGCUGUGGCCAAGGGCACGUCCAAGACACAUCACGGGGACAAUGGCGGCUCCUCGCGCCGUGACUUCCCGCUCUGCAUGCAGAAGAGCUGCUUCUUCAUCAAGCAAGAGGGCAUAGGGGCUCCAAACCUCUUUGCGGACGCAGGGGAUGGCCACCGGGUCCGCCGGCUCAAAGACGCCUUCGCACGGCCACCGACUUAUGGUAACGAUGUGAACUGGUCGCACUACACGGUCUAUGACGCCGCAGAUUUGAUUCUUUUGUUUCUAUCACAGCUUCCCAAGCCUCUCGUGUCAGAAUCAAUCGCCAAGCGAUGGGUUGUACUGGCGAGACAGUCGACCUUGAGUGGUGCUCUCAGCAAUCGGUUGGAACAAUGCAUCGACUUCUGGGAGGAGGCAUUGAGCAGUCUGCGCGGACCACAUCGAAGCUUGUUCAAGCUGCUGUUGAAUUUAUGGGCAGACAUCGCAGAUGCAUCGGAGGUUAACGACAUGACAGCCGAGCGCCUCGCGGCCGCCGUGAUCAAGCCGUUGAUGCACAUCCACCCAGAAAAGUACGACACCGAUUUUAUCCUUGCGCUUGCAUAUCUUAUUCGCAAGAGGGGUGAAUACAUUGAGAUCAUGAAGUCGGACAAGAAGACUAGCGAGAUUGCGAGGAUUACACGCAUCAGCCGUAUCCAAGGCUUUUAA